AUGGGGAAUUUAAUCACUUGCUCGAUAUCCUGUGAUGAGUGGAUGGAUAAAAUCUCUCAAUGGCUAGACAAGAAAGUUGGUUAUAUUCACGAUCUUGAGAAGAAUCUCGCCACUCUGGAGAACAGCAUGGUUAAGCUCAAGGCUAAGCGGAAUGAUUUAUUACGAAAGGCCACAAGAGAGGAGGAUAAAGGUGGACAAAGGCUGGAAGAAUUCCAGGUAUGGCUUAAGAAAGUUGAGUCUUUGGAUCAAAAAGUUGAUGCUCUUCUUGAUGCUAGAGAUGUUCAACUUCAAAGGUUGUGUCUUUGUGGGUUUUGCUCUAAGAGUUUAAGAUCCAGUUACCGUUACGGGAAAAAGGUUUUCUUGUCGUUGAUAGAUGUUGUGCAACUCGAAAAUAGAGUUUUCCAAAAUGUUACUGAUCAAGUAGUUAAUAAAGCUGACACAGCUGUGAUAGAGGAAAUACAAGUUCCACGGAUAAUUGUUGGUCAAGAAGCAAUGCUCGAUAAGGCAUGGAAACAUCUCAUGAAAGAUGGAGUUGGUAUUAUGGGAAUGUAUGGUAUGGGCGGAGUUGGGAAAACAACGCUUCUCAUGCAAAUCAACAAUAAGUUCAGUGAAGAAAGGUGUGGAUUUGAUUUUGUGAUUUGGGUUGUGGUGUCUAAAGAGUUACAUGUAGAGAAGAUUCAAGAUGAAAUCGCUCAGAAAGUUGGUCUUGAUGGAGAGAAGUGGGAGAAAAAAAAGAAGAGCCAAAAGACCAUUGAUUUAUACAAUUUCUUGAAGAAAAAGAGAUUUGUGUUGUUUUUAGAUGACAUAUGGGAGAAGGUGGAUUUAACAGAGAUUGGAGUCCCAUUUCCAGGACCAGAAAACCGAUGCAAAGUAGUCUUCACCACUCGUAAACAAGGUGUAUGUUCGGAGAUGAUGGCUGAAGAACAAUUGGAAGUCCAAUGUUUGGCGGAAAUUGAAGCAUUUGAUUUGUUCCAAAAGAAGGUUGGACAAAAAACACUAGACAGCGAUCCAGAGAUCCCCAAGCUUGCAAAAGACGUUGCUAGAAAAUGUGGUGGCCUUCCACUGGCGCUCAAUGUCAUAGGGGAGACCAUGUCAUGCAAGAAGACGGUGGAAGAAUGGCGUCACGCUAUAAAUGUUUUGACUUCGUACGCUACAGAGUUUUCUGGCAUGGAAGAUAAGAUCCUUCCACUUUUGAAGUAUAGCUACGAUAAUCUUAAGGGCGAGGAUGUCAAAUCAUGUUUGCUGUAUUGCGCUUUAUUUCCAGAAGAUGAUCUGAUUUCUAAAAAGUAUUUGAUAGACUACUUGAUAGGCGAAGUAUUAUAG
Messenger RNA from Microthlaspi erraticum, 1323 nucleotides. The record is from the annotation of a GenBank genome assembly. NCBI's taxonomy places the organism in Eukaryota, Viridiplantae, Streptophyta, Magnoliopsida, Brassicales, Brassicaceae.